Molecule: messenger RNA, 1077 nt
Organism: Lytechinus pictus (painted urchin)
Lineage: Eukaryota; Metazoa; Echinodermata; Echinoidea; Temnopleuroida; Toxopneustidae
Exons: 1
Coding region: 1-1077 (358 amino acids)
Molecular function (GO): zinc ion binding; nucleic acid binding
Source: RefSeq, a predicted model, not a curated record
AUGGAAACCAGAUCGAGUUCUUCAUCAGCUACAACUGAGAAUAUGGAUGUUUUGUCCCAAUUUUUCCGCCGUUCAAUUGGAUUACAGAGUAUAUUACAGAGCAACUUACCAAAAUUCCGAGGGAUGCCACAUCAUGCGGAUGAUAUGUCCUUGUCAGAAUGGCUUGAAGAAUUUAACGGAGUAACUGCUAACCAAAAUAUGGAAAUGAGUAGCAAAGCUCGACUGUUGCUAGAUCACCUUUCGGGACCAGCACGAGAGGAAAUAAUGUGUCUCAGUGAAUCAAAGAGACAGGAUUUUGAUGAAAUAGUAAGUCGUCUGAAAUUGUGCUUUGGCUAUCAGGAAACCACGCAGACCCUCAGUAGUCAGUUUCAUAAUCGCAUACAGAGAGAUGGAGAAUCACUUUGUGACUUCAGCCGUGCCCUGAUUCGCACCUACAACAAGAUGGAAAAAGCUGCCACUACACAAGCUCAAGGAGAAGCUUUAAGUCAGUUGAAAAACAAGACCUUAAGUGAUCAAUUUGUCAAUGGUGCACGGGAGGCUUGGGUGAGGAGAGAGUUGAGGCGAAUACAGAUGAUGCAUGAAACGGAUGGAUUCGCCAAGAUUCGUGAGGAAGCCCUCAAACUCUUCCAGGAGACUGCCACCAGUCAGAGGCCCAGAGUCAGAGAAGCAGAUAUUGAAGUUGGAAGGGCAGUCAUGAAAGAUUCUAUGCUUGUGCAACAGGUAGUAGAGCAACAGAAAGCUAUAAUGACAGAGUUGGAGCAACUUAGGGGAGAAGUCGCCAGGCUGAAAGGAGGAAAACCUCAGAGAAAGAGGACUGAUGGACGAUGCUUCAGCUGUGGCCAUAAGGGACAUCUACGACGUGACUGCCCCAACAUACCUAGCGGUUCCCCUGCACAUGAAUAUAAUUACUCUGCUGGAAACUGGCAUCAGGAGAAUCAAAGCUUCCCCACUUGGAGCACGGAAUCAGGUACCAUGCAGAAUCAUGGCAGUUUCAAUAGACCAACAGUCUUCCAGUCCUCAUCACAAGGAGCUGCCAGUAUCCCUCGCCAACAUAUCGCAUCCCAGGAGGAAAACUAG